This is a messenger RNA of Cylicocyclus nassatus, 1736 nucleotides long. The record is from the annotation of a GenBank genome assembly. Lineage: Eukaryota; Metazoa; Nematoda; Chromadorea; Rhabditida; Strongylidae.
AUGUAUAAUGAACCUUAUAACGAUUUAAUAAUUGAGACAAGGCACGGCGAACUAAUACCGUGGCACUACUCUCAGAUGCAACGUAUGUGCCCGUUUUUGGAAAAGAAAGCUAUCUCGAAGAAGUACGAAGAAUUAAAAAUGUUUUUGCAACUGCCGUAUACCAAAGAAUUAAUUAAUUUGCUGAUCAAGCCAGACAAACCUCUAUCCGAAUACAAAUGGCUUGAUUUGGAAAGAGUUAUGGAGGAUAUGAAAAACGACGAAGAUUUUGACCAUUUAAAGGCAAAGGUUUUUCUAUACAUACUGAAGCAUAUCAGCAUAAGAAAUUGCAUCGGUAUCUGGUUGAAACUCGAAAUCAUGAAUACGACUUUAGCAGAGAAGGCUUUGCGUUUUAUUCUUUACAAUAUGAGCAGAGGAGUGCGUGAAAGGAAAAUCUGCUUACAGUUCUACAGACUAACAAUGGAGCAGCUGCGAAGACUUCUAGACGAUGACAGACUGAACGUGCGAAGCGAAGAUGAAGUAUUAAACAUAAUGGAAGCAUGGAUAGAUGUUUGCGAUGGGCGUCGAGACAGUCGCGACAAAUUACUUGGAGUUGUUAGAGUUGAUGGUCUAUCAGCCGAGAAAAAGAGCAGUUUUAUGGCAGAAAAUCGUUUACAGUUGCUUUGUCAGAAAUCCGUACGUCCACCACGAGAUCAGCUGGUUAUGUUCGGUGGAUGGUAUGGCGGACGAACUCAUUCACGAAUAGAUAUCUACGAUGAGAUGAGAAAGGAAUGGAAACCGCUCUGUGACCUUAGUCUCAUACACCCUAUUGCUUAUCAUGGCGCCGUGGUUUUGAACGAUGAACUUUAUGUCAUUGGCGGCACUGAUGGUGAAAACCACUACAGCACUGUGAUGAAAAUGAACAUGUUUGGCGAAUGGACAGAGGUGGCGCCGAUGUACGAAACAAGGACAUACAUAAGCAAUAGCUGCUGCGUGAUGGAUGGAAUGAUCUAUGUCUGCGGAGGUUUUGACGUACGUUCUAUGAGUCACAGGAGACGUCAUGAUCGCCUAAAGUGUGUUGAACGCUAUGAUCCCGCACUGAACAGAUGGGAGAGAAUACCAGACAUGAACCAAAUGCGCUCAGAUGCUGCAGCAGCAAGUGCCGGAGGAAAGUUGUAUGUUUCGGGUGGAUUUAAUGGUAAUGAGGUUCUGCAAACAGUAGAGGUGUACUCAUUAGCAACCAAUGCAUGGACAGAGAUUGCUAGUUUGCCAUCACCUCGCUCAGGGCAUUGCAUGCUACUUUUUGAUCCAUAUACAAUGAUUGUACUUGGCGGAUUCAAUGGAGACGAUCGCUUAACCAGCGUUUGCACAUGGAAGAUCGGACAUUUAUCGUGGUCAGAAGAUGCUCCUCCAAUGAAGAACAAAAGGUCCAAUUUUUCGGCUUGCUUUUUUGAUGGCAAACUUGUCGUCGCUGGCGGAUAUUCAGUCUCGUCUACAAUAGCAGGGGUCGAAAAAUUCGAUGGGGAAGAAUGGAGUGAUAUGCCGGAUUUACCAACGAAUCGCAGCGCAAUGAAAAUUAUUGUGCUCCCUGACUUCCGUGAUUUUGCUAUGACAAAGCUCGGUACAGAUGAAACUCGAAAAAAAUGGUUGGAGCAAGAGCGGGGAAUCACUUUGGAAAAAAGCGGAGCACUUCAGCGGCAUCGUAACGGUGAUGAACAACGACAUAUGCCUUAGAUGGUGUCCGCACAAUUUUGUGGGAG